Cinara cedri is the source of this 1488-nucleotide messenger RNA. NCBI's taxonomy places the organism in Eukaryota, Metazoa, Arthropoda, Insecta, Hemiptera, Aphididae. The record is from the annotation of a GenBank genome assembly.
AUGGCAGAUUAUGGUAAGCAUAUUAUUUUAUAUUAUACAAUAUUAACAUAUAAUGGUUAUUUUGUUUUAUUAAAAAAUUAUUUUACAGGAAUUAGUCCCCUGUCUUUACCAUCUGGCACUAAUGAAUUUGGAGGUACAGAAGGUUUUAUGGCUCCAGAAAUAAUAAAAUACAACUGUGAAGAAGAGUAUACUGAAAAAGUUGACUGUUUUUCAUUUGGAAUGUUUAUUUAUGAAUUGAUCACAAUGCAUCAACCAUUUAAAAAUCAUAAAUCUGUAAAAGAAAGUAUUUUAGAAGGACACUGACCUGCAUUGACUUAUAAAGUAAGAAAGUCUUGAAUAAUAGUGUGAAUAAUUAUUUUUAAACGUUCUACACUGAAUUAUUAUAACAUUUUACCGUUAUCAUUCUUAUAGGAAACAACAUAUCCAAGUUAUUUAUUUGAUUUAAUGGCAGUAUGCUGGUCACAAAGUCCAAAAGAUUACUCUUCGGCAAGUCAAAUUGUAUUUACAUUAUCAGAUCCUGGGUUUACUCAUCUUUAUGAUGUUAUAUUACUUAGUCAUUUAGCUGAUGUAAUAUAUUUUACUCGAGUACCAUUGCCACUUAGUAUACUAAGUGUAGUAUACAUAUUAUACUUAGCAUACAUUAUUUUCACAAACAAUUUAUCAAAUAAUUGUUAUUGAAUUUCCAAAUUUCAUCUAAUGUGAAAUGUAUGUAGUUAAUAUUUACUAAAAUAAUUUUUGAAUAGAAAAUGAUACUGCUGUUGUAUGCUACUCUUGGAGAUGGAAUGUUGGGAAAAUAGGAUGCAUAAUUAUUUAAUUUAUAUCUGAAAAUAAUGAUAAACCAAAGCUAACGAAAAAUAAUUCUGAACCAAGUCUAAAGAAUUUUCUAUAGACCCUUUCAACCAUCAUCCUUAGAAAAAGAUUGAUAGGUUCCUAAAAACCAAAGCAUAUUUAAUUUUAAGUUGAACCAUAAAGUAUCUUGAGGGGGUUGAUGUGUUUAUCCAAAUAAAAAACAACUUAUUCAUUAAAUAUAUUCGCAUAUCAUAUGGUCUCAAAAGACGUAUUUGUAGAUACAUUCUACAAUAAGGGUAAACAAAGGAUCAACAUUUUAAUUUGUAUUUACAGGUGAAAAUAAUGAGAAUAGUGGCGAUAAAAUAUGGUUACCUUGUUCUAACAGAAAACUGGAUAGAUUAGUAUUAGGCAAUACCAAUUAGUUUAAUUAUAGAAGUACUUAUGUUACACAUAAAAUUACAGCUAUUCGUACUGUAGACGAUCACAGUUGGUUAGUAGAUGCUGAAGGACAAAUUCAUGCUUACUCGUAAACUACAAUAUUUUUUUUAGUUAAUAAUUAUUUAAUUGAUACUAUAUUUCAAUUAUAGGAGCAAUGAUAAUGAAUGCGUGUUUAGCCACUAUUUGAUACCAGAAGAUCAAAAUGUUGGAGUGAAGUGUAUAGUGACUCUAAAAGACAGAUAUAUGGUUGCAAUAGGUUAA